CACUCUUUCGUGGCUUAGCUAGUCCAUUUCUGUCUUUUGUUCACCUUGGGUUUGUUAAAAUAUGCGACCUAGCUUAAUAAUGAGGCGUUUCUAAGUGAAAUGACCAACUUUAGCUAGCGUGCUAACGUAGUUAGCGCUCAAAUAUCUGCUUAUACAUCGUGCUGAGAAGUGAGACUAACGACUCUUGGCUUCAGAUGUUGGGUUAUAACUGAGAUAGAUGUAAAAAUUGGUGGAUGAAGCCUGAAAGUACGCUUAGUUACGUUGUUACGGCUGGUCAGCGUUAACCAGGGAUGGCGGAGGGGAGUGGAGGAGAUGUUUCUGAGUUCCUUAGUCAAAACCCCGACCUGGCACAAUGGGUGGAGUCUUUAAAGGAGCACAAUGAGACUAAUAAACAGUGGCUGGCCAGACGAGAAUUUGUCCUCCGCAACAUGGAGGUCUUUCCUACCAUCCGACCAGGGACCACGACCCCUAGUCUGGAUAGGCUUCUUUCUAUGUCCAAGGUCUGGGCCAAUCAUGUGUUCUUAGGCUGUCGAUAUCCCCAGCCUGUGAUGGACAAGGUGAAUGAGAUGGCCGAGGGGAUCACUGUGAAUGAAGCUGAUAAGUGUGUUCACAAGACAAGAGGUGAAAUCGUAGGUAAAGGGAAGAGGCCUGCUGUUUCAGCCCCAGAUGGUGAGAGCUGCGUUAAGAAGAGCAAAACAAGCCCCAAUGACACUGAUAGUAAAGCUGUAGAACGAAAUAGUGGACAUCCAGUUGCUGCUUCUGUCAAAUCGGGCCCCUCACCAGGGGCCCCUGCAGAACACCAACCUUUCUUCAAUCGCCUCUAUAAAGCUGUGGCCUGGAAGCUGGUGUCUGCGGGAGGUUUCGGACCUAACCUGGACCACUUUGAGAUCCUGCGCACCUGUGUGGAGUCGUGCAAGGCCAGCCUGAGCUGUGUGUUCGUUCCGCUCAAAGACAUUCCUGACCUGCCUGCUGGCUGCACCCAAAAGGAGGGCCAGGUAUGUGAACUGCGCUGCCAGUCUGUCUACAUUGGCACGGGAUACGGCCGUGACGAGUGUGCAGCCAGGGCAAUGGCCUCCAAGGAGGCCCUCAAAAUAUUCCAAGGCCGGAAGGUGACGGUGAAGUUGUCCCGGCGCAGGUUUCGAGGACGAGACGUGGAGGACUUGGUGCUGCUGGACGAACAGCCCAGACGGUCUACUUUGCCCCCUGCCCUCAGCUAUCCUUUUCAGGGUGAUCAGUAAAUCCUCUUUGUUUCUGUAGUGCCAGUAACAUCGCUACCUUCGUACGGUCAUUGUAGUUGAGCCCCAUAUACACUUCCAAAAAGUUUUACCUUUUUUUUCCUAACCUGAAUUGCCUUGCAUCUAUGUCCACUGGCCAUUUUAUCAGAAUCACCUACCAUAUGUAUGCACUUUGUAGGUUUACAAUUACAGACUGUAGUCCAUCUGUUGCUGCAACAUUUAUCAGCUGCCCAGCAGUCUCCUAUUAAUUGAAGAUGACCACCACUGUCCAGAUCUUUUCCAUGCACAUCAUCAUCUCUCCCUUUGUCAGUGGUCUGCUUUUGACCACGGGACCACUCUUGGCUGGAUUUUUUUGGGUGGUGGGCUGUAGAAGUGAUGCUUACUUGUGGAAAACUACAGCAACACAGCUGCGCAUGAUACUCAUGCAUCUGCACCAUGCCACUAUGAUGAAAGUACUAUCUGGUCAGCAGUGGUGCUAUAUGGUGGUCCAUUUCCAUCGAUGGCUGGGAUAGAGGGUAAUGAUAAAUGGUACAGCAACAGAUGAGCUAUAGUCAGUGACUGUGCACCUAUGUGUGCAGUGAGUGUAGAUGCAGGGUAGUUUUUGUACCUCGAUGUCCACUUCAGUUGCAGUUGAUGUUACAUAAGUGAUGCUGAAGGUUUGGGGAAAAAAAGGGUUCUUCUCAAGUUGGUGGGGAUGGGCUUUUUGUAGGCAAAAGAAGAAAGAAACACUGCUACAAAAUGUUCGACUGUGCUAAAAUGUAGAUUUUACAUUGGUCACUUUAUAAGGUAAACAUAGUUAUGUCCAAAGGUUUGUUGUUUGUUCAUCUUCUAAAAAAAGGUUAACACAUCCUCCACAGAGAACACACUUCGGCACAUUUUAGUGCACAAAUACUGUUUAUUUUCUGAAUUUAACAUAUUGGGAAAAUAAUAAGACAUAAAAUGAGGUCUGAGCAAAAGUUACGGCACAUUUUAUGUUUUUUAUUUUAUCUUUUUUGUUAAACUAUAUGAUAAGUAGAAAUUGUGAAAUAAAAUGUGCAGAAGUGAUUUCUCUAUAGAAGACGUGUUAUUUUCACUUAGAAAAUCGACAAAAUGUCAUUUGAGCUGGGGUUUCCAAGCCUCUGCAUACAGCUGUACUCCACGCAGCAGGAAAUGGCAGACAAAAAAUGGAUUUAGAUUGAUUUGUGUUUAUACUCUUCUAAAGAGGUUGUUUGAAAGGCUGCUGUUUUUAAUUUUCACCUUUUAUGUUAACUUAAAUGUGAGUUGCUGUAUCUGUUAGUCAAGCAUUAGGAUGAAAACUGCCAUUGUUCCUGGGUUUCAAAUAGCACUGAGUGUCUAAAUAUUGUACUCGGUAUAGGAUCACCCUGUUUGAAAUACUGAGCUUCUUUCUGAGGGUAAUAGACUUGUAGAGUGGUUCUUUCACAAAUGCAGAGGUUCUCCUUAAAUGUAAAGCUAAAACAAUUUUUGAUUAAUUGCCUUUUAAAGAUAUUAUACAUCUUCAUCUGAGUGUAUAUGAUUUUGAAGGAUCUGAUAUCAGUCUGUGUGCUAAGUUAUUAACCAUAGAGUGAUUGGAUAUUAGCUUUGUAUUUGGUAUUGAUUUUAUAAGCUUGUUAAUGCCAGUAGCAGUGUGUCAUCACCCUUUGUUGCUUUGUAUUUCCUCUAAUUACUGAUAUGUGACUCAUUUCCUGUUUAGUUGAACUGCUUUAAUACUAACAUUUAAAAACAAUUCACUGUUCAGUUAUUGAAAUACUCAGUAUUUCAGUAACUUGUUUUUGAAAAUAGACUGUUCUCUCUGUUUACCACAGGAAAUCAUAAAACUGUUAUUUAGUUCAAAAUGUUUCGUGUUUGCUGAUUUACUGACAUUGGCUCUUGUAUGAGUUUGGUAAACUCCCCGAUAUUCACUCUGAGUUCAGUUUGUUAAUGUUUUUCUGUUAAAUCAGCCUGAUUACAAUUCAUCACUCAAUGCAUAUAAAAUAAACUCACUGUAUUUAAAGGAGAA
This is a messenger RNA of Colossoma macropomum (tambaqui), 3231 nucleotides long. Its product is annotated as CDKN2A interacting protein. Gene Ontology annotation, cellular component: nucleoplasm; nucleolus. The transcript is spliced from 4 exons. The record is from RefSeq and is a predicted model, not a curated record. Bases 291 to 1238 code for a protein of 315 amino acids. Lineage: Eukaryota; Metazoa; Chordata; Actinopteri; Characiformes; Serrasalmidae.